ACGUCCGCUGCCUACGCUUCACCACACGGCCAUUGUAUCUCCAGCACCGCACACUCGCCUGCACCGCCAUGCCUGACCCCAGCACCUACGCCAACAUGGCGCUGCCGCUCGUCAAGACGCUACCCGACUGUGCCGACUUCUUCACCACGGUCCAGCCCUUCCUGCAGCAGUUCUACGCCCUCCCGUACCAGGUCGCAGCACGCAUCUCGGAUCCACAGGCUCUGAAAGAGCUCUACCUGAGCACAAACCCGCUCAUGAGUUCCCUGGCCUUUGCCAUCAUGUUCCUCUCGCCUGCGGUUCUGAUCCUUUCUGAGAUCAACCGCAACUACUCGCAGGUCGAUCGCAUCUGGAGCUUGCUACCUGCUUUCUAUACUACCCACUAUGCGCUCUGGGCGCAUAUGAACAACUUGCCUGCAACCAAGCUCGACCAUGUCAUGGCCGUGACCAUCAUCUGGAGUGCUCGCUUGACCUACAACUACUGGCGCAAGGGCGGGUACGAGAUCGGAAGUGAGGAUUACAGGUGGAUCAUUGUCAAAGACUACAUUGGAGGGCCAGCCAUGUUCUUCUUCAACAUCGCCUUCAUCUCGUUGGGCCAGAACUUUCUCCUUUGGGUCAUCACGACCCCCGCAUACAUUCUGCUUCUCGCCAAUCGCGUCGCCGGAAACGAAGUCAGUACUUUCGACGUCCUCUUCGGCCGAAUCAUGGUCGCUCUCGUUGUCUUUGAAUGGUUUGCCGACCAGGCCCAGUGGAACUACUACAGUGCGAGGGAAGAAUACCGCAAGACGGCCAAGGUACCAGCCGGCAAGAAGUACACGCGCGAUCAGCUUGACCGUGGCUUCAACACUACAGGCCUGUUUGCCUGGUCUCGCCACCCCAAUUUCGCAGCCGAACAGGCCUUUUGGGUAUGUCUGUACCAAUGGAGCUGCCUCGAGACCGAUCAAUAUGCCACCUGGGCUGGUAUCGGUGCUUUCAGCUACUUGAUUCUGUUCCAGGGCAGCACAUGGCUUACCGAGUUGCUGAGCGCGGGCAAGUAUCCCGAGUACAAGAUUUACCAGGAGCGCGUCGGCAGAUUCCUUCCCAAGAUGGGUACCAGGAGCAUGGAACAGCCGCCGAAUGAGGCGGAAGAGAAGAAGGUCAAGGGUGCUAAGGCUGGAAAGGGUGCCAUCAAGACCAAGUAAAGGGGACUGAUUUGGAGAUAUACGCGGUGGGACAAUUGAUCAGUAGCGAGUCAGUGAGUUGUGAUUAUUGUAACCUGCUGUUAACUGACAGACAUCAAGAGGCUACUCUUGGUUACGCACCAUAUUCUUAACGACUCCAGAGUGCGGGGUAUAUCUAUUCGUCAUUGCGCAUGCUAUGUAAUAAGCUUAAUACCUCGCUAGCUUUGUAAUGCAAGGAUAAUCAAAAUAUUCAUUCGC
Molecule: messenger RNA, 1415 nt
Organism: Exserohilum turcica Et28A
Lineage: Eukaryota; Fungi; Ascomycota; Dothideomycetes; Pleosporales; Pleosporaceae
Exons: 2
Coding region: 69-1178 (369 amino acids)
Cellular component (GO): membrane
Source: RefSeq, a predicted model, not a curated record